Aureococcus anophagefferens is the source of this 3762-nucleotide messenger RNA. RefSeq lists its product as hypothetical. The record is from RefSeq and is a predicted model, not a curated record. Gene Ontology annotation, biological process: carbohydrate metabolic process. Bases 1 to 3762 code for a protein of 1253 amino acids. The transcript is spliced from 3 exons. Gene Ontology annotation, molecular function: ribosome binding. NCBI's taxonomy places the organism in Eukaryota, Pelagophyceae, Pelagomonadales, Pelagomonadaceae.
AUGGCUCUCCGAUUCGUCCUCGUCGCAGUGGCAGCCGCAACUCCACCGUCGCGCGUCGACGACGCGUUUCAAUGGAACGCCACGCCAAAGUGCGCGCCAUGCCGCGUCGUGCCCGACGGACCAAUCGUUGGCAACGGCGACCUGGGAGUCGUCAUCGGCGGCAGCCCCGGCACGGCCCUCGGCCCGCCCGGCGGCGCGCCCGGCGGCGACGAGGCGCUGGGCCUCUAUUUCGGCAAGAACGACUACUGGGGCUGGCCCGACGCGUUAACCUUCCACGCGAGCUUCAUGCACUUUUCGCCGGGCUUCGUGCUCCUCGGCGUCGCGGGCGAGACGCUGCCGGCCUUUACCGCGUCCCAGACCAUCUCCAACGCGACGCUCGCCGCGCGCGUCUCCAACGCCGACGUGUCCAUCGAGAUGUCGAACGCGCGCGUGCUCCUCGAGAACGUCCUCGUCGCCGACGUCGUCGCGACGUGCGCGGGAGCCGCGGCGGAGCUUAAUCUGACGAUCGGCAGCGACAACCUCUUCGCGAUGCCGCUGGUGCUCAACGCAUCGACGCCGGCGCUCGAAAAGGCCUCGGUCAAGGACGACGGCUGGCGGGCGCCGCUCAUGGUCCCCUGCACCACGAGCCAGAUCGUCUUCAAUUCGGAGCGCGCGUUCGCCGUCGACGCGUCCGGCUUCUUACGAGGCGCCGCGGGCCAGUGCGUCGCCCUGCGGCACGGGUCGCCCGUCGCCGCGCCCUGCGACAACACGACGCGCUGGCGCCUCCGCGCCGACGGCCGCGUCGAAUCGCCCGAAGGGACGUCGUGCCUCGCGGCGAAGGACACGGGCGUCGACGCCGCGUGCCCGCCGCACUCGUACUACACGGACGCGAACGCGACGGGCGCCUGCCAGUCGAGCAAGUACGUCGUCGCCGUCGGCGCCUGCGACGCCGCGACGCGGUGGAGCUUGAACGACGACGGCUUCCUCGAGGACGCGGACUCGGGCCGCUGCCUCGCGCUCGCGCCGCGCCUCGAGUCCAACGGCGUCGCCGUGGCGGCGCGGCUGCUCCGCGAGGGCGUUGCCCUCGACGCUCGGAAGUCGGCGCCGGCGCCCGACGGGCGGUCGCGCUCCUUCCUCUACGACGUUUCGUGCGGCGAACGGUUGGCGCUGCGCGUCGCCGUGCUCUCGGAGCGCGACGCGGAGGACCCGCUCGCGGCGGCCGUCGCGGCGGCGGCGGUCGAGACCGAGAACGCGUCGGCGACCGCGGCGUUCUGGGAGGACUACUGGACCCAGGUCACGUCGCUCUCGCUCGACGCGCACCCGGACCUCGAGCGCUACUUCUACGCGUCUCUGUACCUGCAGCGCGGCGCCAUGCGCGUCGGAAAGACGCCGCCGGCGCUCUGGGGCCCGUACAGUACCACGGACUUCCCGGGGUGGAGCGACGACGUGACGCUCGACUACAAUUUCGAGGCCAACUACUGGGCGACGACGAUGCUGAACGCGCCGGAGCUCGCCGCCCAGUACAACGACUUCAUCCUGAAGGAGUCGCGGCUCGUGGAGCUCGCGCGGCGCCGCGCGGCGCUCGAGGACUGGUCGCUGGGAGGCUGGCCCGACGUCGCCGGCGCGGAGGUCUCGGGCAUGUCCUCGCGCGCGAGCGACUUCGGCGGCUUUGGCGGUUUUGCCUUUGUCAGCUGCACGGGCGCCUUCCGGGGCAUGGAGUGCUGCUUCGACGACGGCACGCGGUUCGUGGCCGGGCUGGUCGCGACGCCGAUGCUGUCCUACUACGACGGCACGCGCGACGAGGCGUUCCUGGAGGAACAGCUCGUGCCCUACCUGCGGGGCGUCGCCGAAUUCUACGAGAGCUACGCCGUCGACGGAGACCUCCCCUUUACGUGCGCCCAGGAGACGUGCAACUCGGACCCUAAAGUCGCGCAGCACAACAACCAUCAGGACCUCGCGUACGCGCGCAUGGUCUACCAGCGGCUCAUCGACUUCGGCGACGACGUCGAGCGGUGGUCGAGGAGCCUCGCGGCGCUCGCGCCCUUCCCGCUCGCGAACGCGUCGCGCGGCCGCGUCUUCGCCGAGGCGGUCAACGCGGGGCCCGCGCAGCCAGCGCCCGACUCCAACGCGGCCUACGCGAUCACGCACCUCGCGGCGAUCUGGCCGGGCCGCCUCGUCGACGCGGCGUCGGCGCGCGUCGACCGCGAGCUCCUGAGCGUCGCGCGGAACACGGUGGCGCUCGUCAACGACGUCACGGACUUCGCGCCGGGCAACGGCUUCGUCCUGAACUGGCCCGCGUCCGCGCUCGUCGUCGACGGGCGCGACGCCGGCGCGCUGUGGGCCAACUUGUCGGCGGCGUACGCGCGGCGCGCGACGCCCAACGGCUGGCCCGACCUCGGCGGCGGAGGAUUGGAGCAGAACGGCGCGCUCGCGGCCGUGGGCUUCGCGCUCGCGCGCGUCGUCGACGGCGGCGUGCUCCGGCUCUUCGCCGGCUGGCCGGACGACGCGCCCGCGGCCUUCGAGCGGCUGCGCGUCGACGGCGCGUUCCUGCUGAGCGCCUCGAGGGAGGCGCGCGCGCCGCUCGCGCGCCUCGCCGUCCGCGCGGAGCGCGGCGGCGACCUGCGCAUCCCGGCGGACGCGUUCGCCGCGGCCGCGCUCUGCGACGCGUCGGGGCCGCUGCCCCGCGCGGACGACGCCGCCUGCGACGCCUGCUUUCACCUCGCGACGGAGGCGGGCGGGACCUACGUCGUCCGCGCCUCCCUCAACGGGAGCGCCGCGCCGACGCUGACCGGCCUGCGGCCCGCGCCGGACAUGGAGCUCAUGGCACCGUCGGACAUCCCGUUCCCGGACGUGAGCACGGAGACGCGCCGCGACGCGAUUAAAGCGUAUUUCAAGGGCGCGAAGCAGCUCUGGGCCGACGUCAAGCUGUGGCGCGCGCUCCGCCAGCGCCACCAGCCGCUCCACCGGCUCACCUGGCGCGAGCACAAGGUGCAGGCCAACGCGCCGAAGCAUGCGCUGCGCAUGCUGCCGCUCCUCGCGAACCCGCUGCCGCCGCCCUUCGGGCUCGUGUUGAUCGGCGUCGCGGCGACGAUGCCGCGGACGCUCCUCACCCCCCAGUUCUGGACCGACGGCCAGUGCUACGCCUUCGCGCGGAAGGACGGCGAGGGCGCGCGGCGGCGGCACGCGAAGCUCCUCGAGGAGCUCACGCGGAAGACGAGCCAGGGGCGCGCGCCGACGGCGGCGCCGCUCCCGGGGGACGUCGUCGCCGAGCCCGCGGCGGCGGCCGAGGGCGGCGGCGCCGCGCCGGACCUCGGCUCGCUGGGCUCCGUCGCGGACGCGUUCUGCGACGGCGGCGGCCUCGCGCUCGAGGACCUGAGCCGGCGCCACCUCAUCCGCCUCGCGCGCUGCGCGCGGCCGCGGCCCAAGGGCCGCUUCGGCCUCAGGUUCACCCGAAACCGGAAGAUCCGCGCGGUGCUCGCCGCGGCCGCGGCCGCCGCCAAGGCCGAGGACGACGCGCUCGACGCGGACUUGAGCACGCCCGACGGCGACGUCUGCCUCUCGAACCGCGAGCUCCUCGAGGUCUGCGGCGCGCGCGGCAUCCGCGUCGACGGAACGCACGGUGCGCGGCUCGCGCGGCUCAAGUUCUGGCUCCAGGCGCGGCGGCUCCUGCUGCGCUCCUCCCCCGAGCAACCGCCGCCGUCGCUCCUCCUCCACCUGCCCGCGCUCCUCUCGACCCUGCUCGAGCAGACGCACGCGGAAGACCUCGCGAAAGAGUUACGCUAG